Fragaria vesca subsp. vesca is the source of this 1239-nucleotide messenger RNA. RefSeq names its product pentatricopeptide repeat-containing protein At5g39710-like. The transcript has a single exon. Gene Ontology annotation, molecular function: protein binding. The coding region runs from base 1 to 1239 and encodes 412 amino acids. NCBI's taxonomy places the organism in Eukaryota, Viridiplantae, Streptophyta, Magnoliopsida, Rosales, Rosaceae. The record is from RefSeq and is a predicted model, not a curated record.
AUGGCUGAUACCCAAGUGAAGUUGACUAGUCCCCCCAAUUUUUGUGUCGAGGACAGCAAGAAACACUUAAUGAACAUUUUUGAAGAUUUGACUAAAGACUGUGAGGACAAGAAUUCGAGAAAUUUUUUCGACAGUAUUAGGGACUACGACGCCUUUAAUGCAAGUGCGAUUCAAAUGUUUUGUACUAUGGCAGAUUCCGACUUACUUGAUGAAGCAAGAGAGCUCUUUAAGCCACUCUCUGGUGAGGUCACUCUGCCUCAAGUGGCUGUCUUUACUAUUGUGAUUUCGACCUAUGCCAGCAAUGGCAACAUCAAGGAUGCUCACAAGGUCUACCAGCAGAUGAUAGCCUCUGGUGUCACCCCCACCGCCUACACUUAUGCUGCACUCAUCGCUGGAUUUGCAGUAGACUUUUCCAAUUCGGAUUCUGUCCGGUAUGCCAAGAAGUAUUUCCUUGAAAUGUUGGAUAGGGGUAUGAAGCCCCAUUCUCAACCUUACAUGAAUCUUAUGACUUUCAUUGCCUACCAAGAACCAGAGGAGGAGGGCAAUAAGUUCCUUGAACAGGUACAAGCCAAGGGGCUCAGCCUUGACCACUAUGAUUUUCCAUACAAUGAAGUCCACCGCACAGAACAGAUGAAGGUUAUCCGUAUUUGUAAUGAUCUUAUCUUCAGCAAUACUAUUGACAAGGAUGUGCAAAAGUAUGUCCUGAGGUCAUGCGAUUCAGCGUGGAAAAUCUUCGUACUUUCAAUGAAUAUGCACAAUGCUUUGCUAGAGGAUGGAAAUGUCAAUGAAGACACAAUUCAACACGCACUCACAGAUCCCUCGGUCUUAAUCCACACCUUGGUUAUUGAAUCCUACCUCAAGUUUGGCAAGGGCAAGGGUGCUCUGGAGGCCUACUGGGGCAUGUUGGCUGCGGGUUUUGCCCCCAACUCCUACACUUACACAGUUUUAAUCAAGGGACUCACUGCUGAUCCUGUCUUCUUGGGAGAUGCCAAAAAGUGCUUGCUUGAGAUGAUGGAAAAGGGGAUGAGGCCCAAUGCUGGUACCUACACUGCUGUGAUAGAGAGCUUUGCAAAGCAGGGUGACAAGGGAUCCGAGGAGGAGUGCAAAGAGUUGGUGGAGGUGAUGAUAAGCAAGGGGUUUGUGCCGAAUGCAAAGGCUAUGAGGGAGGUUUUAAAGGGAAGACCAAAAGCUACAAUAAGAAGGAUCAUGAACAUUGUCCUUUCCAAAUUGAAGGGCUGA